AUGAUCUACUAUCGAUGCGCCGGCCUGCCCGAGGAUAACAUCCAGGAUGUCUUAGCCAUGCUGAUGCAAGCAGCCCAGCACACUAUUCGCAAGGUUCAGCUCAAAGACCUACAACGAGCACUCCUAGCGACUGCAGUCGAGACCAAGAAUCCAAUUGAUAAGGGCUGGAUCUUGACGAAGCUCGGGCCACGUUGGAGAGCGGUACUCGAAAAUGUGCUAGAUAAGGAGUCUCGGCACGGGAAGUGCUUCAAUAUUUGGAAUCUCUAUGAACUUGCUUCGGUUAAUAGCGGCAAUUGUAAUCCCGAACUAUGCUACAAGGAGUUCAAGGCUCAUGUCAAUAUCACCACUCUUUUGGAGUCCUUUGGCCACUCUGUGGAGAAGCACGCUUAUGGCCUUGAGACUUCUUUCGUUGCAGAGUAUGGCCAGGGCGGUCGUCUGGUGAUCACCUGCUCCGAGUAUGAUGCCCUCGAGGGCGUUGGACACGCUUGUGGACAUAACUUGAUUGCCACUGCUUUGAUAGCCUCUUUUCUAGGCAUUGUUGCUGCACUCAAGCAGUCUGGCACGCCAGGUCGAGUGCGAAUUCCCGGUUGCCCUGCUGAGGAAGGUGAUGGUGGGAAGAUCAAGCUCAUUCGAGCUGGUGCCUUUAAGGAUGUCGAUGCUGCUCUUAUGGUUCACGCCAGUACGCCUUUAGACAUUCCGCAACCUGCUGGCGAAGCGGCCGUUGGCGGUAGGUCGGUAGCUAUCUUCCGAGGUAUCUUCACUGGCGAACCAGCACAUGCUGGCGUGGUCCCUUGGAACGGUAUCAAUGCAUUGGAUGCUGCUUCGUUGACAUACAGCGCGAUCAGCAUGCUACGCCAGCAGAUUAGACCUACAGACCGCCUCAAUCUUUACAUUAAGGAGGGGGGACGGAUGACAAAUAUCAUCACGGCGAGAACCGUGGUAGAAGAAGUUGGUGUACGUACUCUUACCUUGGGGGAGAACGAGAAGCUUCAGCAUCGAGUAAAAAACUACUUCAAAGGGGCUGCUCUUGCCACUGGGUGCAGUAUUGAGUUUGAAAUGGACACAUAUGCAGACCUCCAUUCCAACGAGCCCCUCUGCAACGAGUUCACUGAUAUUAUGUCACGGUACUUCAAUAGUCAGUUCCAUGGCGAUAUGAGUGAUCCUCACAUCUCUGGGGGCGGGUCGGACUUUGGCAAUGUCAGUUACGAGUGCCCAUCGCUUCAUCCUCUAUUUAUUAUCCCAACUCUUCCGACUGAUAAUGUGCAUGCCCCCGGAUUUGCAAGGGCGGCUGGUGAGCCUGCGGCAUUUGAUGCAGCAAUUAAGGCAGCAAAGGGCAUUGCAGUAUUGGGGUUCAAGGUCUUGACUGAUGACAAAUUUGCAAAUACAGUAAAGGAGGCUUUUAAAGAAGAUAUUGUUAGAGGACAAGAAUAUUGCUAG
Fusarium proliferatum ET1 is the source of this 1437-nucleotide messenger RNA. RefSeq lists its product as uncharacterized. The coding region runs from base 1 to 1437 and encodes 478 amino acids. Gene Ontology annotation, molecular function: dipeptidase activity. The transcript is spliced from 3 exons. NCBI's taxonomy places the organism in Eukaryota, Fungi, Ascomycota, Sordariomycetes, Hypocreales, Nectriaceae. The record is from RefSeq and is a predicted model, not a curated record.